AUGACCGAAGUACCGAGAAGUGAAACAGCAGGGAACAAGAGCAAUGACAGCCGGCUUCAACGGCUUUCAAGCGAGUACCUCAAGCCGAAUAUAGGGUUACUCUACCUGCUAAUAUCGAACUUGUUCAACAGCGUUAUGGUUGUUUCCACUAAGUUACUGGAAACAGAUCCGGAGUUAGAAGAGCCGAUCACACCCUUGCAGAUAUUGGUGGUUCGCAUGUUCAUCACGUAUAUUGGUACCCUGAUUUACAUGCUCUACAACCGCGAUCGCAUCGAUCAUGUUCCCUGGGGCCCCCCUGAUAUGCGUAAAUGGCUGAUCCUGAGGGGCUGCACGGGAUUUUUUGGAGUCUUUGGGAUGUACUAUUCGCUGAUGUAUCUGUCAGUCCCAGACGCAACGAUAAUAACAUUCCUGGGUCCAUCAUUCACGGGCUUAUUGGCGUGGGCGAUUUUGCGAGAGCGCUAUUCCAAAGUGGAAGCUACGGGCGCUUUGGUGUCUCUCAUGGGCGUGAUACUGAUAGUUCGGCCUUCGUUCCUGUUCGGAAGUUCCGCCACGGACGACUCGGGCGGAACUGCAGAGUCUCGCGACCCGCAUGCCCGCCUUGUUGCCACAAUAGUUGCACUGGUUGGUGUUAUUGGAGCCUCGAACGUCUAUAUCAUCAUAAGAUAUAUCGGCCAAAGGGCGCACGCAAUAAUGAGCGUAUCAUAUUUUGCACUCAUAGCGUGUUGCGUAUCCUUGGUUGGUAUAUGCGUCAUACCUUCAAUGGGUUUUCAAAUUCCGCAGACUUCUAAACAAUGGUUUCUAUUCACGCUAAUAGGAUUCUCUGGGUUCUUUAUGCAGCUGUUGUUGACUAUGGGUAUCCAAAGGGAGCGUGCUGGCAGAGGAGCAAUCAUGUCUUAUUCCCAAAUCAUUUAUGCGAUCUUCUGGGACGUCUUUAUAUGGCACCACCUGCCUGGGCUGUGGUCUUGGUGUGGUAUCAUUGUUAUCUUGGGGUCUGCGAUUUGGGUUGUAAAGUGUAAACCGAAGUCAGAGUUCAUAGCUACUGCUACCACUGACCAGGAAAGCCAAGUGAUACAGAUGGAGGAUUUCGAAAUACAUGAUGACGAAGAUGACAUUAAAUGA
Molecule: messenger RNA, 1119 nt
Organism: Lachancea thermotolerans CBS 6340
Lineage: Eukaryota; Fungi; Ascomycota; Saccharomycetes; Saccharomycetales; Saccharomycetaceae
Exons: 1
Coding region: 1-1119 (372 amino acids)
Cellular component (GO): membrane
Source: RefSeq, a predicted model, not a curated record